Messenger RNA from Actinia tenebrosa (Australian red waratah sea anemone), 1442 nucleotides. Its product is annotated as charged multivesicular body protein 3. Gene Ontology annotation, biological process: vacuolar transport. The record is from RefSeq and is a predicted model, not a curated record. NCBI's taxonomy places the organism in Eukaryota, Metazoa, Cnidaria, Anthozoa, Actiniaria, Actiniidae.
UUCGUUCCUGAUAUUCAGCAAACUCGUACAGUUGGCUUUAAAUUGUAACUGUUUUUUCUUCGUUUCUCUCUUUUCUUGWGUCUAUCAGUCAUGGGACUGUUUGGUAAAACACCACAGAAGACUCCUAAAGAACAGGUUAGAGAAUGGUGUGGUACUAUCCGCAAAGAAGGGAGAGUACUGGACCGGCAAAUAAGAGCAAUACAAAAUGAAGAAGCUAAAGUAAAAAGAAGUAUCAAAGAUGCUGCAAAGAAAGGUGAUAAAGAUGUGUGCAGGAUUCUUGCAAAAGAAAUUAUUAAUUCAAGAAAAGCAAUCAAUAAGAUGUACGCAUCUAAGGCRCAGCUGAAUUCUGUAGAAAUGAGCAUGAAGAACCAGCUAGCAACCCUUAGAAUGGCUGGUGCUCUUGAAAAAAGUACACAAGUCAUGAGCAUGAUGCAAAGCUUGAUUAAAAUUCCACAAAUCCAGGCUACUAUGAUGGAACUAUCAAAAGAAAUGAUGAAGGCUGGUAUCAUAGAAGAGAUGCURGAAGAUACCUUUGAAGGCUUGGAAGAUGACGAUAUGGAGGAAGCUGCUGAUGCAGAAGUUGAGAAAAUAUUAUUUGAAGUCACUGAAGGUGCUCUUGGAGAGGCAGGACAUGUUACUAAUCCUUUACCGGCUGGUGCAGAAGGUGUGGCUGAGCCUGAAGGAGAAGAAGAAGAUCUAGAUGAGAUGAGAUCAAGACUGGAGGCACUUCGAAGCUGAAUCACUUCAAACUACAAGGUGUAUAUGUAUAAUACUUAAUAAUCAAUGACCACCUUCUUCUUUUAAUCCCACUCCAAAUAAUAGACUUCAAUGUACAUUUGAACAUCAUCCAUAUUGCGAACAUAAUAAUUUACCAAUACUAUGAGAGCCAGAUSUCAAGAUAUAUCUCUGACAUCAGUGCUCAAAAAUGUGAUCUUGAAUAAGGUUUCGAGAUAUCAUUGUGACUUUUAUUUCAAAAGUACAAACUUUUGAUAAGGAUUAUUUUCGUUUUGGACAAGAUAUCUCGAAAGAGACAGGACACCGCGAUGUUUUAUUCAGUCAGCUUUGAUAUGUAUUAUACGAAGUCUUUUAACCCCCAAGAUGUAAAAUAUUAGUUAUAUGUAUGCAUGCUUUUAGCGUAAUUGGAUUAGUCACAAGAAAAAAAGAAGGAAGAACGAUACAAAACGUUAAGUUGGGGGGGGGGGGGGGGGGACGCCAGCAGGAUCGAUCCUAAGGCUGAGAAAAACAUUUUCAUAAAUCCUCAUUUUUCUAGCCUGCGUGUUAUUUUUCAUGCUUUGCCGUUUAAUCUAUGUUCCAUUGUUUUUAAAUCUCACGUGUAAGUAAUAUAAUUUCAUGAAACAUGAAUCAUAGGUUUGUAUAAUUAUUACCUUGUUUUUUAUUAUCAGUACGAGUCUCCUAAAGGAAAUGAUAAAAUUGAAAAACUA